AUGGAAAAAUCCAAAUUUCUAUUCGAUUCAGUCUUUGAUGAGGAUUUCAGUUUUAAAUCAGUUUAAAGCACUAAGUAUGAGUUUAUAUCGCACGAGGAUUGUGAAAUAUUUUCAAAUCUAAAGGUUCAAAACAAAUCGUUACCUCAGAAUAAUUUCUUCAAUUUGGGUCUGUUAGAAGGAGUGCUAAUCAUAUUUAAAUAUAACCAUGGUGAACCAGUGAAGUAUCUUAAGAAAGAACAAAUAGGCUUAGGAGGAAAUAGUUAAGUUUAUUUGGUUCAGAAAGCGGCUAAAAUAGCUUAAGAGUCAAAAUUAAUUGAUAAAUAUGCUCUAAAAGUUAUUAGAAAAACUUCCAUUCACGAUCCUCUUAGAGAAAUAGCUCAGCUCAAGGAAGAAAUCAUGAUAUAGAGACGUCUUGUACUUUGUGAGACAGCUUUACAGAUCUUAAAGGUAUAUGAGUGUAAAUCUAAACUUUAUUUGCUACUUGAAUAUUAAGAGGGUGGGUCACUCCUUGAUUUGGCAAAAGAAAACGUAUCUAUUACUGAAAGAGAUAUUCAAACAAUAAUGGCCUAGGUAUUACUAGGACUCGAUUUUAUUCACAAGGAAAAUAUUGUUCACAGAGACAUUAAACUUGAAAACAUCCUCUUAAGGACUAAAGAAGAGGGUGUUUAUGAGAUUCGAAUUGCUGACUUUGGACUAGCAAAAGCAAUAAAACCAAAUGAAAACAUUUUUCACAGAUGUGGUACUCCUUCAUAUAUAGCACCAGAAAUUCUGCGAGAUCAAGGUUAUGGAACUAAAGCUGACAUAUUUAGUGUUGGAUCACUUAUGUACAAUUUAGUCUCUGGGAGAUACUUAUUCAGCUAGAGCUCGAAACAAAAUAUCCUGCUUGCAAAUAAAUUAUGUGACAUCACUCACGUUCCUAACGCUAUAAGGAAGUUAUCUAAAUAGGGGCAGGAUCUCUUAAUGAAACUUCUCGAGUCAAAUCCAGCUGUAAGGCUAAACGCCUAACAGGCAUUAAAUCAUCCCUGGUUUUCAUUAGAUAAAGAGGCUCUUUUAGAAGGACUAAGGAUAAAUUGUGAAUUACAUAAUAUCGUCUUAGAAAAAAAAUCAUUCAUUGACUCCUCUUAUUUUAAAGGACAUGUUUAAGAAAAAACUUUUUAAAACCCAUUUUAAGAACCUCAGAUAUAAUUGUAAACAAAUCAGAUUAUUGAAAAAUUGAAUGUAAGGGAUAGAGGACGAAACAAUGGAGGCUACUUAAGGGCAACAACAGUAUAAAUAAGUUACAGUCAAAGCUAAAAAUAUAGAUCUUAGUCAAAAUAGGGAUCAAGAACAGAUGGCCAUAGAAAGAGAACAGGCUCAUUCAGGCCAAAUACUAAUCCUAAUUAGGACUCAUAAAAAAGCAUGAAUCAUUGUCAGAGCCUGACUAUCAAUCGCUAUAAAAAUCAGUCCUCAGCUUAUAAUUGCUAGUUUAAUAUUUAAGAGGAAGAAUCCAAGAAUUCGAACAAUUUAAAAUAAAUUUCAAAGAAUGGUUUAAAGCAAAGUUAAAACAUAGAAAUAUCUCAUGAAGAUAGCUAAAGAAAGUAACCGCAAUAAAGACCAUAAUUAAAACUUCUAGGAGUUGAUAAUCAGAUGAUAGAAUUAUGUGUGUCAAAUGCAUCUAAAUCUCAUAAGUCCUCAUUCAGCAGGAUGAGUAGACAGAGUAAUGUUUCUGACCCUUCAAAUAUCUCAGAUUAUGAAGGAGAUGAAAAAAUCAAUGAGGAAAGGAAUAAAUCUACUAAGAAGUACUUUUGCUAGGUAUAGAACAGUAAGUUUAUGGGAAAUAAAUCUUAGCCAAAGUAAAGGAGGAUUCUAUUUGAUAUAGAAUCACCUCAUUUCAUUUGA
Molecule: messenger RNA, 1878 nt
Organism: Stylonychia lemnae
Lineage: Eukaryota; Ciliophora; Spirotrichea; Sporadotrichida; Oxytrichidae
Source: the annotation of a GenBank genome assembly